Fusarium subglutinans is the source of this 1194-nucleotide messenger RNA. RefSeq lists its product as uncharacterized. The transcript has 3 exons. The record is from RefSeq and is a predicted model, not a curated record. Bases 1 to 1194 code for a protein of 397 amino acids. Lineage: Eukaryota; Fungi; Ascomycota; Sordariomycetes; Hypocreales; Nectriaceae.
AUGAUGGCGUGUCCGUUCUCCGAACUCCCGAUGGAGUUAAAAGUUGAGAUCAUGAGCUACGUCAUCCCACCCAUGUCUAGUCCCAUCGACAACUCUGUUCACCUGGAAGCCGCCUAUGUCGCCGUCGGAGAUCUGGCGUCCGUGUCCAAGGAUUUCAAGCGGGUGGUUGAAACACUCCACCGCAUCAAGGCCAUCACCAUCGAUGAAGGAAAAACCAAGUUCACCAUGGAUCCCAUCCGGGAUACCCUCGUGGUUUUCUGGAUGGAUAUCCCAAGCCCGAAUCCUGACAAUUCAUGGAUUCGAUCCAUGAAGGCGGCUGGCUACAAGGUAGACGACGAGGCGUUGCCUAUUCGUCGGUUGAUCGCAUUCAGCGACUACCCGAUGCUGCCCCCGUCGCAGGACCCUUCUGGAUGCAUUUCCCGAACCACCCGUGCUCAAACCGUGGCCAACACUCUUCGCUGGAAGACUGAGCCUUUCGAGACCGACCUCCCCAUGUUCUCGCGCUUCCCGUUCCUAGAAGAAGCCGUUGUGUCAGUAUCAAUGAUGACACGUAUGUGGCACAUCUCCGGCUUUCAGAUGGAGGGACCAGAUGUUGUAGCACCACGCACGAACGGCGAGAGCUGGGGACUCAAUCGCGUUGGGCCGCAUAGCGUCACUGCGGCUCGAUACUUCAAGGACAAGGGAAUUCAGGCCGACACUGGAAUCCCAUGGGAGUUCCCUCGCUCACCCUUCUUAAAGCACCCUUGGUCAUUCUUGUGGACCCACCACGCGACUCUUAUCUCGCAGCCAGAAGAUGUCCAUCCACAUAUCGAUCAGCAUGCUACCUACAUUCAUCCUCUAGACCGACCAUUUAUUGGGCUGUAUGGGUACAGCCGCGGAACCCGUUCGCUUGGAGGAAAGUGGGCUGGCUUCCGGUAUCAUACGAAAACACACAAAGUUCAGUUCUCUCCCCUGGCGUGGUACGAAGUAGAGCCGAUUGUUCAUCGGCUGGGAUACGACCCCUCGCAUGGUCGACCACUCGCUAACGGAGCCGAUCCGCAGUUCGUGGCCCGGGUUUGGAUGAUUCGAGAAGGGGAUGAACCAAAAGAUGAGCCUCAUCACUGUUGGAUCGAGGUGAAGGAGCCAAAGCAGUACGACGCGAACAAGCCCUGGGAGCAGGAUGAACCCUACGUGGAGGAGAUCGCUACCACUUAG